GACAAGGAGGUCACGCGUACCUGCGGGAAUGGCUCUGGUGGGCAGGGCUGCUCUGCAUGGGAGUUGGAGAAGCAGCAAAUUUUGCUGCCUAUGCCUUUGCCCCUGCAACGCUGGUAACUCCACUGGGAGCUCUGAGUGUCCUUGUUAGUGCAGUUUUGUCUUCCACCUUCCUGAAUGAGCAGCUGAAUGUUCAUGGGAAGAUUGGCUGCACCCUGAGUAUCCUGGGCUCCACAGUGAUGGUGAUCCAUGCUCCACAUGGAGAAGAAGUUUCCAGCCUGGAGUCAAUGGCAGAAAAGCUGAAAGAUCCAGGAUUCAUUGUAUUUGCUGUGUGUGUCCUGGUGAGCUCCCUUCUGCUUAUCUUCGUGGCUGGACCCCGUUACGGACAGAGCAACGUCCUGGUUUAUGUGUUGGUAUGCUCCGCCAUCGGCUCACUUUCUGUGUCCUGCGUCAAAGGCUUGGGAAUUGCCCUGAAAGAACUGUUUUCUGGGAAGCCAGUCCUGAAAGAACCACUGGGCUGGGUGCUCCUGGUGUGCCUGGUGAUCUGCAUCAGCAUCCAGAUCAACUACCUGAACAAGGCCUUGGACAUCUUCAACACAUCUGUGGUCACACCCAUUUACUACGUGCUGUUCACCACAGCAGUCAUGAUGUGCUCUGCCAUCCUCUUCAAGGAGUGGCAACACAUGGUGCUGGACAACAUCAUCGGCACCAUCAGCGGCUUUCUCACCAUCGUGUCUGGCAUCUUCCUCCUGCACGCCUUCAGGGACAUGCCCUUCACCCCCAACCUCCUGCCCCUCUUCCUCCAGCAGGGCAGGACAGACCUGCAUGCCUCAUGGAGGAGUGCAGACAGACAUCAGUCAUGUCAGCACCAGCCUCUUCUGCCCUCAGAGGACAAAGGCUCUCAGAGCACAGAAGAGGAGGAGGAAGGUGAAGGCGUGUGA
Molecule: messenger RNA, 938 nt
Organism: Nestor notabilis (Kea)
Lineage: Eukaryota; Metazoa; Chordata; Aves; Psittaciformes; Psittacidae
Product: magnesium transporter NIPA2-like
Exons: 4
Biological process (GO): magnesium ion transport
Cellular component (GO): membrane
Molecular function (GO): magnesium ion transmembrane transporter activity
Source: RefSeq, a predicted model, not a curated record